AUGAUAACUAACUUCCGGGUUAAAGUUUUGCAAACAUGAAAGUAGAGAUACUGCCAGAUAACUGCUUAACUAUUUAAAAAAAGAAGGUGCACGGGAGAGAAAUUAGAACAUAAAGAUUGUUUAGAAGUUUUGUGUUACAGUUUACUCUCUCAGUAUUGUUAAGCAGAGCUUUGGAUAAUGCACCAACACUAAAAUGUCUGGUGAAAUUGCUCAGUCAAAUGAGUAUCAAAGUUUCCGUAGUUCUGUGUCACAGAGAAAGUUUGUUGUUGAUGAAGAUGAGUCAAAGGAAUGGAAGGUGUAUGACGCUGGUCCCCGGUCAGUUAAAUGUCCGUUAAUUUGUUUUCCUCCUGCCAGUGGUACAGCUGAUGUGUUCUUUAGACAGAUAUUGGCUCUCACUGCUGUAGGGUAUAGAGUUAUUUCUGUUGAAUAUCCAACAUAUUGGAAAAUUGUUGAAUUCUGUGAAGGAUUUAGAAGACUAAUAGACCAUUUACAAUUAGAUAAAGUACAUUUAUUUGGGGCAUCAUUAGGGGGAUUUUUAGCACAGAAGUUUGCUGAAUAUACAUACAGAUCACCUAGAGUAGCAUCACUUAUAUUAUGCAAUUCAUUUUACGACACAACAAUAUUUAACCAAACUAAUUCUGCGCCAACAUUUUGGAUGAUGCCAUCAUUAGUACUUAAGAAAAUGGUGAUGGGAAACUUUGAUAAGGGACCAGUAGAUCCAAGUAUCUGUGAUUCAAUAGAUUUUUUAGUAGAAAAGUUGGAUGGAUUAACUCAAGCUGAGCUAGCAUCAAGACUUACACUAAAUUGUAUGAAUUGUUAUGUAGAACCACAAAAAAUUCAACAGAUACCUAUUACUAUUUUGGAUGUAUUUGAUGAUUGUGCUUUAUCUCAUUCUGUGAGAGAGGAACUAUAUAAAUGUUAUCCUGAAGCUAAACGUGCACAUUUAAAAUCAGGAGGUAACUUUCCAUAUCUCAGUAGAUGUGAUGAAGUUGAUAUUUUCAUUAAGAUUCAUCUCCAACCAUUUGACAACAAAAAAUACAGUGCCAAAGAAUAUGUAAAGCGGGAAACUGUUGUCAGGCUGUCUCCUGGAAAAAAAAAGAUGGCAGAGAAGUCUGAUGGAUGUUGUUGCACCAGAAAAAGAAGAAUGAGAGUCGCUCCUACAGAGGAGGGUUUAUCAGAACUUAUAGAAGUCAGACCUCAUAGACACAUACGAAUAAAACAUGUCAAUCCAAGACCUAGGGAAGAAGUUUUUCAGACAGAAUUGAAAGUAUACCUUGAUAAUUUAAAAAUUGCAUUAACAACUCCAAGAGUUGUAACUGUGCCAAGAUUAAAUGCUAAUAGGAAUAUUGAAUUGUCAAAAGAUAUGAACAGUAGAAGGUCUGAAACAAAUCAUCAUACUGAACAGUUACCAAACAUGACAACACAUUCUAAUAAUAAUAGCAAUGGUACCUGUAUAUCAAAUGAAUUAUCUGUGAAUAAUGUCAAUGUAAAUGCUGAAGAACUGACACCUGGAAAGAGACCAUUAAGUAAUAAAGAAACUUCAGAUCUCCAUAGUGAGUCACGUGCAUCAGUUUUAUCUCAUGGAGAGAGAAGUGUAAUGUCUUCUUCAGGUAUUCAUGUUUCCAUGGAUACAAACAAACAAAAACUGGAGAAACCAUCAACAGCACAUAGUGUGAUUGCUGAAACUGAGGAACCAUUAAGUUCAAGGUCAAGCCAUAGUAUAGCUAUGCAUAAUGGAUUACCACUGUCACUUUAUAGCCCUCGUCGUCAAAGUAGUCAUAAUGUUCAUAAAGACAAAUCUACUGCUAAUAUUCCAAAAUCCUUUAUGUCUCCAAGAAAAUCAAAUGUUUCAAGAACUCAUGAGGAGCAUAUAAAUUAUAAUGUUGCUAAACCAGUAAAAGACAAAGAAUUAGUGAUAUUUUUCAUACAUGGAGUUGGUGGGUCAUCAGAUAUAUGGAACGCACAGCUCAAUUAUUUUGAAAAGUUGAACUGUGAAAUAAUAUCUCUUGAUUUAAUAGGUCAUGGUCUUAGUGAUGCUCCUGAUAAAAAGUCUGCUUAUACAUUUGAUCAGAUUCUCAUCGACAUAACUGAAAUCUUUGAUAAAUUCUGUAAAAGGAGGAAUGUAGUUGUUGCACAUUCAUACGGUUGUGCAUUUGCAUCAGUCAUUGCAAGAGAAAGAAGGAAAUGGGUAUCCAAGUUAGUUCUUGUAAGUGGUGGAGGGCCAACUCCAUUAGCUCCUCAGCCUGGUGUCUUCUCAUUGCCUUUAUGCCUACUUGCCUGUUGUAGACCCUGCCUAAAUAGGGGAUUUCAGAGAGGUGCAUUUCAUCCAAGGUUCAAGAAAUCAUCUGACCGAGAGAAAGCAUUUGAUGUGCCAACCUAUGUCCUUAGUUAUGUAAUGAAUGGACAACACUGGCCUGAUGGAGAUGAUUUAUACCAUAGCUGGAUUAAUGUUCCAACAUUACUGGUAUAUGGACAACAAGAUGGACUGGUAGACAAAGAAGAGGAAGAAGAAAUGACAAAGACAAUUUACGACUCUCACUUAGAGGUUGUAGAAGAUGCAGGACAUAUGGUUAUGAUGGAAGCUCCUGGCAAGUUUAACCAGCUUCUAUAUAACUUCAUCACAGAUCAGCCACUAUCGACCUCAGCUAUAGAACCUGAUACACACAGAAUAGAUACAGAUGAUGAUAGACACAUGGCUAGAAGUCAAGUCUCACUACAUUCUAUACGAUCAUCUAAAUCUAUGCCUCAUGGAUUAUUAUCAAGUUCUCUUAAUUUAUAAUAUUUUUUAUUAUUUACAUUUCUUACUUUUAUAUCAAGUUUUACAGUGAGGAGGAUGACACAGGGAUGCUCAUUUCCCCAAACCUGGUUUUUUUGUAAUUAUUUCCCACUUCCCACUUUUUCCCCAGAUUCUACUUAUUUUCAACUAUAUCCCACAUCCCCACCUUUUUUACCCCUAUAUCCCACAUCUCUACUUAUUUUUACCUCCUAUUUCCCACAUCCCACUUAUUUUUAUGCCCCACCUAGGGGCAUUAUGUUUUUCUGUCUGUGCAUCCGUCCGUCUGUCCCGCUUCAGGUUAAAGUUUUUGGUCAAGGUAGUUUUUGAUGAAGUUGAAGUCCAAUCAACUUGAAACUCUGUACACAUGUUCUCUAUGAUAUGAUCUUUCUAAUUUUAAUGCCAAAUUAGAGUUUUGACCCCAAUUUCACAGUCCACUGAACAAAGAAAAUGAUAGUGCGAGUUGGGCAACCGUCUUAUGGACACAUUCUUGUUACUCCCUAUAUCCCACAUUCCUAUUUUUUUUAUGCCCCCGCCGUAGCGGAGGGGGCAUUAAGUUUUACCCUUGUCCGUCUAUACGUACGUACGUACGUACGUACCUACGUCCGUCCGUACGUCCCGAAAUUGGUUUCCGUUCUCUAACUUAAGUUUGCCUCAACCAAUUGUUAUGAAACUUAUACACAAUGCUCAUUACCACAAAACACAGAUCAAGUUUGAAUUUUGGUGGCGUCACUUUAACCGAUCUAGAGUUAUGCCCCUUUAUAAAAGGAAAAAUUGGAAAAUUUUUAGUUUCCGUUCUCUAACUUAAGAUUGCCUCAACCAAAUGUUAUGAAACUGAUUCACAAUGCUUAUUACCACAAAACACAGAUCAAGUUUGAAUUUUGGUGGCAUCACUUUAACUGUUCUAGAGUUAUGUCUCUUUAUAAAUAGAAAAAUUGCAAAAUAUUUAUUUUCUUCUAAAUAUCAAGUUUAUAAUAUAUUUUAAAAUUGGAGUUAUCUUCCUUUGACCAUGAUUAUAGUUGAAUCAACUACAAACAAUGCUUUAUACAAUGCAAUGUUUAAUUUUGACUUCCACUGAUAAAACACAGAUCAAGUUGAAUUUGGGUAGUGUCACUUUAACCAUUAUUGAGUUAUGCCCCUUUAUAAAUUGAAAGAUUGCAAAAUUUUUAGUUUCCAUUCUGUAACUGAAGUUAUCCCCAGCCAAACAUUAUGAAACCUAUACACAAUAUUCAUUACCACAAAAUUCAGUUAAGAUCAAGUACAAUUUUUUUGUUUCCGUUCUCUAACUUGAGUUUGCCUCAACCAAAUGUUAUGAAACUUAUACACAAUGCUUAUUACUACAUAAUACAGAUUAAGUACGAAAUUAAGUGGCAACACUUUUACCAUUCUUGAGUUAUGUCCCUUUAUAAACAUAAAAAUUGCUGAAUUUUUUAGUUUGUCUCAACUAAAUGUUGUAAAACUUAUACACAACCGUUCUAGAGUUAUGCAUGUUUACAAAUAGAAAAAUUGCUGAAUUUUUAGUUUCUUUUCUCUACUUAAGUUAGCCUCAACCAAAUGUUAUGAGACUUACACACAAUGCUUAUUACCACAAAACUCAGAUCAAGUUCAAAUUUGGGUAGCGUCACUUUUAAUGUUCUUCAGUUAUGUCCCUUUAUAACUAUAUGAUAUGCAAGCGGGGGCAUCAUCUGUGUCCACGUGUGGACACUAUCCACAUUUAUUACCUCCUAUAUCCCACAUUUCCACAUAUUUUAUCCCCUUUAUCCCACAUCCCAAAAUCAUGUCAUCCAUAUCUACAGGUUUUUUAGUCGUAUCAUGACAUAAAUGAAGAAGUUUGAUUGAGUAAAGCUGCUGUUAAUUUUUUUUUAAUGGUUGUAAUUAUAUCACAAUGUUAAUUUUAGUCUACAGACUACCUUGCAAGAUUUAUAUAGUGUGAUUCUCUACAAUAAUAACACUUCAAAAUCACCCCUCUUUGAUUAGUACUACAAGAGUUGUAAUUCUUGGAAGUACUCUAUCUCAGUCAAUAGAAUUAUGUAUUGCCUUUUUUCAAUUAAUUUCUGUGGCUCAGGAAAAAAUAUUUUUAAAAAGUAUUGAGAAAUUGCACAAAAAUUCUGAGAGUCAGGACUUAGAAAUGAUUUUUGAAAAAUGAAAUAGGUAAAAUGUUUUAAAAAUUAUGUUUAUGUUCAAAAGGGAGAUAAUUUGUAUAAAACUUUUGGAAUGAAACAUACAAUGCACUUUAUUAUUGAGAGCCCUUUUAAAAUUUUUGAAUGAAGAUUAAUGAUAUGACCCGUAUUCCUAUCAGAGUUAAUAGCUACAUGUAGUUCACAAAUAGGUUUGUGGAAAUACAUUUAACUACCACUAAUCUAAAUAUGUUUUUGAAUUAAAAUAAACCUGAAUAAAAUGUAAUCUUCAUUUUAUCAUUCAAUGUGAAAUUUGUAAAACAAGGGUAGUCUCUUUUACCCAUUUCAUUUUGAAGUGCCUUUCAAAAAGAUUUUCUUAUACUAAAUUUAAAUAUAUACCUUAAUUAUUCUUUUUAAUAAUAAUUAGAAAUAAAUUUUUAAACAUUUAUAAAGGGAGUGUAUACCCAGAUAAAUGAUAGAGAGUUAAAUGCUUUUUCAUCAGAAGCAAACCAUGAAAGAUUUCAUGAUAUGUAACAUUAUUUUAAAUGCUUAAAAGAGUAGAAAAAUUUUUAUUACUCCGUCCGGAAAGAUCAUACAUUUUUGUCCUCAACAGAUAUAAUGCUGCUGUAUUUUUUAAACGACGUUCCUCAUCCGUCAUUGUUAUAAUGAAUGUUUAUGACAUCAUUACAGGGCACAAUAACCAGUUAAUGUCCUGGGCAGGAAUAUGACUAGGGCAAAUCUGUGGUUAUUGCAUAUGCAAAACCCAAUGUUUUCGUAACAAAUAUGUGAUAAAUCAUCCUAUUGGCUAUGGGUUUUAAAGUAUAUGGUUUACUAACAAUAACAAGGCACAACAUUUGUUUGAUUGUUGUUGAUCUUUGUUACCUUUGGUUAUACAUGUUCCUUGCUAGUCAAAACUGGAUGAUUUGUUAUAUUGUUGUAUGUUAUCAAGUGUUAUAUAAAUGCAAUGUUAUGAAAGUUUUAUUAUAUAUUGAAAGCCAGUUUUUCUGGAUUUUCUGGUUGUAUUAAUAUUCAGUCAAAUGAUAAAUUGAUAAAUUCUUUGAAUACUAUUUUAUUCUAAUUCUAACCCUAUUUAUGCUGUCCCUGACUGGUUUGAUUUUUUUUUUUAAUUCAUGUAGUUAAAUGUAAAAGAAAGGAUAUGGCAUACCAAUUCAUGACACAAAAUCACUCUACAUGCGCAUGAAGAAAAAAAAAAGCAUAAGCAAAGGAACAGAGCUCUUCUUACUGUUCUUUAUCUCAGUCACAUUGAAUCAAAUACUCUCACCUCACUGUUAGAACAAGACAGACCCUAGCCAGUCUCAAUUUGCCAUGAAUAAGAUGACAAUGUCUACUAGAAAAAACACAAUAAUUUUGCAGAUCCUUUAAAAAGAAUGCCAACAUUUUGUAAAAAAAUCAGUAGAGAAACAAAUUCCACUACCAUAUCUUGUGUGAUAUGAUGUAUCUCAACUCUGGACACAUUUUAAAUAUCUAAAGCCUUCUAUUUAAAAAUUGAUUGCCUGAAGUUGAGAAAUAUAGUAUCACACAAAAUGCAGUGGUAGAAAUGUAUAUACCUGUAUAUGUGGGCCCUGCUGAUCAUCCUAACAAAUACAUGUAUAUGUAUAUUAUUAUUUACAUGUAUUUAAUAACGCUUAAUGAUCAUUGUUAUAUGUACAGUCAGUAGUUAUGUACUCCACAUGUUUAUGUAUCCAUCUGAUUUCAGUAGUUAUUUUUAUGCCCAUCCGUACGUCCAUACAUAUGUCCCAAAAUUGGUUUCCGUUCUCUAACUUUAGUUUGCCACAACCAAAUGUUAUGAGACUUACACAGAAUACUUAUUACCACAAAACAAAUAUCAAGUUCGAAUUUGGGUGACGUCACUUUUACUGUUCUCAAGUUAUGCCCCUUUAUAAUGUUAUAUGCAAGCGGGGGCAUCAUCUGUGUCCCACGGACACAUUCUCCAUUUAUUUUGUUUCUACGUUUUCUAUCUGUUUACUGUCUAAUAAUGACAUAUGUUAGCUUUAAGGAAAUUUUCAUCCCUUAUAACUCGGGGGAAAUGAAAACUCCUGUGGAAAUUCCUUCUGUCCAUUUGUCCUUCCAUAUGUGCACCCUACAUUAUUUAAUUUUAGAUUUAAUGGUAUAAAAUUUAUAGGUUUCUAUUAACCAAAAAACAAUUUCUCUGUUGUAAAAUAUAGGCUAAUUGAUUCACAAAUGAGUUGGGAAAUAAUUUUAAGAAAUUGUGUUUAAAACUAAUAUUGCUUUUAUUGCUUGUAGUUUAAAAGUGUUAUUUACCUAGCAUGCCUAGUGCCUUAUAUUGUUAUUGUGAUGUUUUUUUAAAACUUUGAUACCAAAACUCAGCAGAUUUUAUAAUUAAGAAAGAUAUUUAUUCUAUAAUUUAUAGAAUAAUAUUUAGAUUGUGUAAUUAUAUCAUAUCCAUCUCCAUGACAACACUUUUUGUAGCCAUGGUAUUUUAAGUGAUAGAAAAUUGUAAGAUGUGAUCGUCAUUUAUAAGCAAAAGUCCAGUAUCUGGUGUAAUGGACAAGAUUUAUAAAAAUAAUAUGCAAUUCUUUUAUAUUGACAUUCUAAUGUAUAGUUAAAUUAUCAGCAAUUGUUGGUUCACAUGGUAAAUUUUCUUAAUAUUUAUUUAAGACCAUUUACCAUUCAAAACAGCUGUAGAAAUUUUAUGUGAAGGAUGAUGACCAUCUUGAUUCUCAUAAGUUAUGACACUAGCCUGUCAACACUUAGGUUGUGAAUUCAAAUCCCACAUGUAGCAGAUGUGUUCAGCUCCAUUCUUAAUUGACGAGGAUUGUCAGUUUUCCUACGGAUAGUCGGGGAUUUACUCCAAUUGUGCUGAAAGUGGUGUAAAACACCAAUGAAUAAAUCAAUUAAUUAUAGUUAUGAAUAAAGAUCACAUUCAAUAUUGUAUGUAUUCAUCAUCUAUGACGUUUAAACAAAGCACCCACCUAGAGUUUGUGUUGUCCACCUAGCCCCCAUGUCUUUCAACACACCAAACAUUCCUUCCGUUGUUUAGAUAUAUUAUUAUGUUGAUAGCGACAUUUAAAUUUGUACACCAAAUUGUUUAUUUUUGAUAAUGUCUUUGUACACCCUUUAAAGUUUGUUAAUUGUUGAAUAUCAAUAAAUUUUAUUGUAAAACAG
Messenger RNA from Mytilus californianus (California mussel), 8037 nucleotides. RefSeq lists its product as uncharacterized. Lineage: Eukaryota; Metazoa; Mollusca; Bivalvia; Mytilida; Mytilidae. The transcript has 14 exons. The record is from RefSeq and is a predicted model, not a curated record. The coding region runs from base 194 to 2779 and encodes 861 amino acids.